Molecule: messenger RNA, 481 nt
Organism: Dentiscutata erythropus
Lineage: Eukaryota; Fungi; Glomeromycota; Glomeromycetes; Diversisporales; Gigasporaceae
Source: the annotation of a GenBank genome assembly
AACCGAUACAGAUAAACUAACACAAUCUACACCUACUCGACCUCUUGAAGAUAGUAAUAUACCUACUCCAACUACAACUAUUUUAACACCAACAACAACAAAUUUACCAACUACAACUAUUACUAUACCAACACCAACUAUUACUACACUAACACCUACAACCUCUUUACUAACAACAACUACAACUAUUACUUUUCCAAAACCAUAUACUAAUAUUGAUAUUACAACAACAAAAACAACAAAAAUUACUACUAUUCCACAAACAACACCAAAAACAGUUCCAAAAACAACUACAACUAUUAAUACAACCACAACAUUUCCUAAACCAGAACACUUUGAUAAUUUAAUUAGUUGUCCUAUUUGUAAAGAUGAAUUUAAAGAAUCAGAAAUAGAAACUCAUUUAAAAGAUCAUAUUAAAAAUCCUCUACUUAAAGAUACUAUACAUGAUAAAUUAAACAAUCAACAGCAUAUGAUAAAAUGA